Postia placenta MAD-698-R-SB12 is the source of this 1455-nucleotide messenger RNA. RefSeq lists its product as hypothetical. The record is from RefSeq and is a predicted model, not a curated record. Gene Ontology annotation, molecular function: basic amino acid transmembrane transporter activity. Bases 1 to 1455 code for a protein of 484 amino acids. Gene Ontology annotation, biological process: basic amino acid transport; transmembrane transport. Gene Ontology annotation, cellular component: fungal-type vacuole membrane. NCBI's taxonomy places the organism in Eukaryota, Fungi, Basidiomycota, Agaricomycetes, Polyporales, Adustoporiaceae. The transcript has 9 exons.
AUGCUAGGCAUCUUUCUCAUAGCCAUGGACCAAACGAUAGUUGCCUCCACAUACGCAGCAAUUGGGAGCGAAUUUGAACAUCUAGAGAACACGAGCUGGAUUGCGACCGGGUAUAUGCUCACUCUAACCAGUUUCCAACCGCUUUAUGGCAAGCUGAGUGACAUAUUUGGACGCAAGUCUUGCAUGAUCUUCGCAUACUUCGUCUUCGCUAUCGGCUGUCUGUUCUGUGGUUUGGCGAACAGCAUGUCAUCUCUCAUCGCUGCACGUGCCCUUGCAGGCAUUGGCGGAGGAGGGAUUGGGACUGUAGGCGUCAUUAUCAUGUCGGACGUCGUACCCCUACGCAACAGAGGCACAUGGCAGGGUGUCGCAAACAUCAUCUUCGCCUCUGGCCAGGCUACCGGCGCGCCGCUCGGAGGGUUCCUUGCUGAUAUGAUUGGCUGGAGAUGGGCAUUCCUCGUACAAGUGCCUAUGACGCUGCUAGCACUAACAUCGGUCGCGUUCGGCCUGAAGCUGCCCAGCAGCGACAACGCCGAUUUCAAAGCCAAGCUCAAGCGCGUCGACUUUGCCGGCGCCCUGACCCUCGUCGUCUGCGUCUUCUCCCUCCUGCUCGGACUGGACCGAGGCGGCAACAUCGCAUGGAGCGACCCCAUCACGAUCGCCUGUUUCGUGGUGUUCGGCGUCCUCUUCGUCGCGUUCCUGCUCAUCGAAUGGCGUUUUGCGAGCGAGCCCUUCGCGCCUAAGCACAUCGCCACCAACCCCUCCCUCCUUGCCUGCUAUCUCACCAACUACUUCCUGAUCGGCGCGACCAUGAUCGUGAUCUUCCACGUCUCGCUCUUCCUCCAGGCCGUUCGCGGGUUCGACCCGAGCAAAACGGGGCUGGCGCUGCUUCCCGCCGUCAUCGGCGGCGGGAUUGGUAGCGUGUCGUGCGGAUUGAUCAUGAAGGCGACAGGGAGAUACUAUGCCCUCACUAUUGCCGUGUCGCUGCUUUCGUGCACCGGCAUGUUCAUCAUAGCGGGCGUUACGGGUCCAUUCUUGUUCACCCUGGCUGGACUCGGUGCUGGUCUGGCAAUGAUGAACCUUGGAGGCUCAGGGGCAACGCUGACGAGCACCCUCAUUGCGCUCAUUGCUAAUGCUGGUCCUGAGAACCAGGCCGUUGCGACCGCCGUAUCGUACCUAUUCCGCUCAUUGGGAUCUGUGGUCAAUUUGUCGAUCGCGACCACGCUGUUCCAAGAGAAACUCCGUACUCGCUUACAUGAACGGCUCACGGGCGCUGACAUCAUAAGUCGCGUCCGAGAGUCGCUGGACUACGUGCACAAACUUGACCCUAUCACCCGUGCGGCGGUGGUGUCGUCAUAUUCAGACGCCACACAAGUUGCCCUGUGGUUCGCCGUCGCAUUAGCGGGAGUUGCUGUUUGCUGUACGCCAUUCAUCAAGGAAAAGUCUCUCGCACGAUAG